Asterias rubens (European starfish) is the source of this 834-nucleotide messenger RNA. RefSeq lists its product as uncharacterized. Lineage: Eukaryota; Metazoa; Echinodermata; Asteroidea; Forcipulatida; Asteriidae. The record is from RefSeq and is a predicted model, not a curated record. The transcript is spliced from 6 exons. The coding region runs from base 142 to 549 and encodes 135 amino acids.
AACAACCGGCCGUGUGGUCGGUGGGAAUAAAAGUAUAAACAACCAGACCGGCCUUUCGUGGAUGAGUUUUUCAGUGCGCCAUAUGUAUUGUUGUAAACUUUCUUGAUUUGACGAGGAGCAGAUAAGCUAUAUAAGAUUGGAAUGACGAGUGUUUGUUGUAGGUGUGCUGAGACAGCUAGCAUGCUUUGUGGCUGUGGAAUAGUUUGUGGAGAGUGCCGCAGAAGGGGGUUUCUAAGCCAACAGCCAGGCGAAGGAAGUCAGUCUUCCAGGAAAUUUGUCUGUCCAGACUGCAAGGAGGACAUUACAUUGCACGUCGAACUUCAUGCAGAUGUCCAAGCUGAAGAGGUGAAACCAGAUGAAGGACCACGUAUAUGUCCUUAUAAAUGUUAUGGAUGCACUUUCUGGGGAACUCCCCCAGAAAUAGAUCAACAUGUUGGGUACAAUUGUGCAGGCAAGGUGUUAACUGAUCGGAUGUGGCAGCUUGAGCAGAUGAAGAUGCAGCUAUCUCAGCAUUAUGAUGAUGUAGGUACGCAUGGUUAUGGUCGCUAAGAGUAUUUAAAACUAGUGGACAGGUUUUGUUGAUAGUCUUUAUCCUGCAAUAUAGUCUUUCCAUGCGGUUCUUGGACCGCUGUGGUUCACGGUGUACACCUACCCAGUUCAUAGCAUCAUCUUGAAACACAAACUGAACUAUCAUGUAUAUGCUGAUGACACUCAGUUGUAUUUCUCUUUUAAACCAUCCAAACAUUUUGCUGAUGAGAGCAUCAGUCGUAUUGAAACGUGUGUUGGUGAAAUACGUGUUUGGAUGCAAGACAAUUUCCUUAAACUUAAAUCCAU